This is a messenger RNA of Anas platyrhynchos (mallard), 1593 nucleotides long. The record is from RefSeq and is a predicted model, not a curated record. Lineage: Eukaryota; Metazoa; Chordata; Aves; Anseriformes; Anatidae.
UUUUCCCCAGGUGGGUUUCAGUGAAAAACCCUUCUAUGCUUAAAGGCAGCAAAUAACAUUUAAGAAAUUGAAGUGUUUGUAUUUCAUAGAGAAUAACACCUCUAACUCUUCAAAUGCAGCAAUGCUGAACCACACAGAGGUCAGUGAGUUCAUCCUUUUGGGCCUCACCGAUAUCCAAGGUCUACAAUACUUUUUCUUCAUCUCCUUCCUGUUGCUCUACCUAACUAGUCUUCUGGGAAAUGGUGUCAUUGUGACCAUGGUGAUAUCUGAGCCACGGCUCCACACACCAAUGUACUUCUUCUUGGGGAACCUUUCCUGCCUGGACAUUUUUUACUCUACAGUUACUGUUCCCAAGAUGCUGACUGGUUUUCUCUUUGGGCAUCAGCCUAUUUCUUUUGGGGUGCUUACUCUCUACUUUCUGCACUUUCUGGCAGUACUGAGGCUGUGCUCCUGGCCACUGCUGCUUCCUGCCACCAUGGCUUAUGACCGCUAGGGCAUUUGCAACCCACUGUGCUACACCCUUGUCAUGAGUCAAAGGACUUGUCUGCUGCUGGCUGUGGCCAGCUGGUCCAUUGGUUUUGUACAUGCCAUGAUGCAUUCAAUUAUGACCUCUCAACUGAGUUUCUGUGGGCAUAACCAAAUUCAUCACUUUUUCUGUGAUAUCAAGCCACUGUUGUAUUUGGCUUGUAGUAGUACCAGCCUCAACAUGAUCCUCCUUAAUGUUGUCACCACAUCUAUUGCUCUAGGCCCAUUCAUUCUCAUAGUCCUUUCCUACCUAUACAUCAUCUCCUUCCUCUUACAGAAAGUCCAGUCUCAGGAAGGAAGAUGGAAGCCCUUCUCCACCUGUGCCUCUCACCUUACUGUUGUGGCACUACUGUACAUACCACUAUUCUUCAAUUAUACACCUCCAUCCUUGAGCAGCUCCUCUAUAACAGACAUGCAGGUGUCUGUCAUGUACAGUGCUAUCACCCCAGCUAUGAACCCCUUGAUCUACACUCUUAGGAACCAGGAGGUGAGAUCUGCCCUGAAUAAAACAUUAGGGAGAAAACUCUCCUGGUGGAAAGUGACCAAAAGAGGAACAAAUUCAGAAUGUAAUUACUCCACCAUUCAUAUUUACAAGAGAAGAGAUCAAGAGGAUGCUGUAUUACAAGAGGCUAAAAAAUCACUCAUUAUCUCAUGUAGUUCAGCACAUUACAAUUUAAUUGCUUAGAUGUAAAUCAGGGGAGAUAUUCAAGGCCUUGGUGUUUAUUCUGUAGGUGUCUUUUAUUGUAGCCCAUCUAGUCUCCAGCAUCCCAUACAGAAGCACGUUUGUCUCUUGCAGGAUAUGAGCCAAAGCUGACAGUCCCAUUCAGUAGUCCUGAAAAUACAAGUAUUAUAGUAUUACUUGAUGGCUCUGAUUAGGAAGCUCACACUCUGUAUAUCCCUAGAGAGCUAGUAUGUGUUACAUUCUGGAUGUUGCAUAGCCUGAGAAUUCUUUGACUUGAGUCAGCUCUUUUUUGGGGGUCCAUAUCUUUUCAUUAAGUAUAAGGGGAGCCUUACUAAUGAACUUGUAGUUAAAUGUAUGCUUAAAAAUGGAGAUGAGGAUGAAGUGUA